AAUGCAACAGGACCAAUGCAUCAGUUAGUCUCUCAGCUGAAAACAACACAGACCACAAUGUUCAAGCUGGUGGUGUUGUCUACCCUGAUGGCGGCGGCGACCGCGAGCGUGGUGGGCCCGUGGGGCUUGGGCCCCCUCGGCGUGGGGCACCUGGGGCUCGCCGGGCCGCUGGGGCUCGGGGGCCACCUGGGCCUGGGCGUGCCGGCGCUGGCCGCCCCCCUCGCCGUGGGCCACUGGGGCGGAGUGAGCGUGGCUCCCGCCAUCGGCGCCUACAACUACCGCGGGCCGCUGUCGCUGGCGCCCGGGCAGCCCGCCAACAUCCUGGCGGCCGACGGCAGGCCGCUGGACACCCUCAGCGUGAACCUGGACCGCGCCGCGCACAUCACCGCUAAGGCCGUCAGCGGCGCCCACGGACACCUGCUGAAGAAGCGCUCCGCUCCGCUGUGGGGCCCCGCCGUGGCCGUGUCGCACUCGUCCCGCAUCGACCUGCCGGCGCGCGUGCUGGCCCCCGCGCCGCUCGCGCUGGCCGCCCCCGGACACCUGGGCCUGGCCGGCCCCCUGGUGGGCCCCUACGGCGUGGGCCCCCUGGGUCUCGGCUACGGGCACGGACUCGGUCUCGGCCACGGACUUGCUCUGGGUCACGGUCUGGGCCACCUCUGGUAAACGAACUUGUACAAACUAUUAUAAAAAUCUAGCCUAAUAAAAAGAAGAAAUAUAUAAAGAGAGUUACCUGAA
Molecule: messenger RNA, 735 nt
Organism: Plutella xylostella (diamondback moth)
Lineage: Eukaryota; Metazoa; Arthropoda; Insecta; Lepidoptera; Plutellidae
Gene: CPH9
Source: RefSeq, a predicted model, not a curated record